Thecamonas trahens ATCC 50062 is the source of this 3531-nucleotide messenger RNA. RefSeq lists its product as uncharacterized. Bases 1 to 3531 code for a protein of 1176 amino acids. Gene Ontology annotation, biological process: protein polyubiquitination. The record is from RefSeq and is a predicted model, not a curated record. Gene Ontology annotation, cellular component: nucleus; cytoplasm; ubiquitin ligase complex. Gene Ontology annotation, molecular function: ubiquitin-ubiquitin ligase activity. Lineage: Eukaryota; Apusomonadida; Apusomonadidae. The transcript has 2 exons.
AUGGCAACGUCGGCGACGGCAGAGAGCGGGAUGCAGGCCGCAGGCGGGCGGCACCGCAACUCGCGGUGGGAAGAGUUGACGGUGGCAGAGGUUCUGGGGCGGAGCGAGCCGCGGGUGGGUGCCGGGGUGGGCGCUUCCGGGUGGCUGGGUGAGGUCCGCAAGGCGGUGGCCGGUAUGGGCCCUGGCGAGGCGGUGCGGUUCUUGGUGGGCGCGCUGACGCGGGCAGGGAGCUUGCCGCGGUACCCGGAUCGGCAGCCGGAGCGAGCAAAAGUGUUAGACUACAUGGAGCGGUCGUUGCGGUCGCUGCUUGGUGGAAUGCUGAUCUCGUCGCCGGCAGCGUCGGCGGGCGCUUACGCUGCGCUCAUCGAGGCAUGCUCGUCGGCGUACACGGCGCAGCGGGUGCUGGGUGGCCUGGCAGCUAGCUUUGGCGGCGACGGCGGUGAAUGGGACGCAAUGGUGCUAGCGAUGAUGGACACGCUCGGGGCGACGAUUGCAGGCACAGUGGCGCGCGGACGGGCGAGCCCUGCGACGAGCACAGCAUUUGCUCAGCCGCUGCUACCGCUGUUGCGCGUGGCAAGCGCGGUGCUUGCAGCCUCCCCGCAGAGUCUGAAGGCUCUGGCGGCGAGCCCGUCGCUGCAGGUUGGCGGCGCCGACGAAGGGCGGAGCGGUGCCGAGCUCGAGCGGACGCUGGUGGUAGGCCCGUGGCUCGCGAUCGGCGCGCUUGAUCUUGUGGCGAUGGAAGUGGUGUUUGACGACGACGCGACAGGCGGCGGGCAAGCUGCACUGGUGUAUGGAUCGAUGGCGGCGGUCCGCGAGGGGACGGAUGCUGUGCUGGGUGAGGUGCGUGGGCUUGUGCGCAGCGUGCUCAAAGCCGACAAGGAUGCGGCGUUUGCCAUGCUCGAGGCGCUUGUGGCGGCCAACGCGCCGCGCGGGAGGAUCAUGGUCCAGGAUACAUCGGGAGUCUCGUCGCGGUCGCUCUGCUUCAACCUUGGGGCUGUGCUCACACGACUGUGCGAGCCGUUUGCGCGGGCGCGGGCGCGGGCGAGUUCGCACCUUGCCGAGGUCGACGGCAGCUUUGUGGCUACGAGCAGGAUGUUCAAGCUCGAAUCGGAGACGCUGCUCGCGGCGACCAACUCGGAGCUCGAGGCGUGGGUCGACGUCCGCAACGCGUCGCUGCAGGAGCAAUGGGCGCAUGCGCGCGAGGAGCUGGGCGCGGCUGCGCCGUCGCUUGAGGAGGCGAUGGACGAGGUGCGGGCCGGCGCUGGGCGGUACUCGGGGACGACACGUCUGUUUUUCCUCGGACUCCGGGCGCUGCAUCAAGGCCCCGUGGCGCUGAUGCGGCAGUACAUGGAGCUGUCGCAGCAGAUGUCGCGUGCGCGGCGGAAUGUGGACUUGAUGGAGGCCACCGGUGGCCGCGCAGCCCAAGUUCAGGCGGGCAAGGCAUUUCUGGCGCAGGCCAAGGCAAAGUGUCUCGGGAUCCAGGCGGUUGUACUCUUGCCUACCCUUGUUGACUCGAUGCUGGAGCUGUACGGGUACGCGGCCGAGUGGCUGGUGUCGCUUAUGGUCCUGGGUCCGGAGGACUCGCUUGAGGGACAGGGCGCGCUGGGCGAGGCGCUGGAGCAAGCGCAGUUCCCGCUGGGAGCGCCACACCCGCUGUUUGCGAUUCUGCCGGAGCACAUGCUAGAGGACGUGGUCGAGGUAGUCAUGUUUGUUGUCCGUGUAGGCGGGGCGGAGCCGCACAUGGCGCGGAGUGUGGUGCGGAUGCUCCCGCUGCUUAUGGUUGCGCUCGGGGCGCCGCGGCACGUCAAAAACCCGUACUUGCGGGCGCGGAUUGCGGAGCUGCUCUUCCUGCUCACACCGGGCAACGGGCGGACCGAGGUUUCGUUUGCGGGCGCAACGUACGAGGAGGUACGCGGUAGUGUGGGCAGGGCGUUUCCGGCGUCGUUGGUCGAGCUGUUUGUUGAGAUCGAGGCGAGCGGCGGGCACUCGUCGUUCUACGACAAGUUUUCUGUGAGACACCACAUUGCAGGCAUCACACUCCACAUGUGGCGGGUAUCGGCCGAGUUCCGGGCCGCCUUUGGCGAGUUUGCGGUCGGAGCCGGGCAGGCGCUGUUUGUCAAGUUUGCCAACGCGGUGAUGAAUGACGCGACGUUUGCGGUCGACGAGUCGAUCGGCAAGUUUGAGCGGCUCAACGAGCUGGCUGGGGCGAGCUCGGCCGAGGACAUGGCCGAGCUCGACCAGGUCCGCGGCUCGAUCCAGAUGUUCAUCGAGCUGGCGAACGACUCUGUGGGCAUGCUCGAGGUGCUGUGUGGCGGAAACGUGACGCGGGGCCUCCUGCUGGGAGCAGACGGACUGCAGUCGCGAGUGGCGCGGCUACUCAACCACAUGACGGCGCUGCUGCUGUCGGAGCAGGUUGCAGCGCUCCGUGUCUCGCGCGCCAACGAGAUCGACUUUGACCGGCGGUCGCUGCUGCGGUCGAUCGCAAUGAUGUUCGGGCAUAUGGGCCGUGAGGCGGUGUUUGUGGCAGAUGCCGCAGCCGACGAGCGCAACUGCAAGGCGGAGCACUACGCGGCGCUGGCGGAAAUGUGCCGGACCAGUGUGCUGCUUAACGAGAGCGAUAUUGUGGCGCUCGAGGCGGUGUUUGCAGCGAUUGUGGCGGCCAAGGUGGCGGGCGAGGCGGCGGCGGCAGCAAUGAGUGAGGCGCCGGACGAGUUUCUGGACGCGCUCACUUACGAGGUCAUGCACGAUCCGGUCCUCCUGCCGCAGUCGGGCAUGGUGUGCGACCGGUCGACCAUUGUGCGACAGCUGCUGUCGGAUCCGACCGACCCGUGGACCAAGACACCGCUCCGGGUGGACGAUCUGGUCACGCAACCAGAGUUGCCGCACCCCCCGUACAUCCCGAUGGACGACACUGCCGCAGCUGCCGCGGUGGUGGCCCACUUUGGCCUCGACGGCCCAUCCGGUUCCGAGCCAUCUCCGGUGCUCCCUGCCGAGGCGGAGGCCGAGUACCCGAGCCUUGGGCAGGUGCAGGGACUGGAGGAGGAGGAGCGAGAGCAGGUGCUGCUGCGGGUGUCUGGACAGGCGCUGCGGUGCCUCCGGUUCACCGCCAAGCUGCUGAGCGCAUGCCAGGCUGCGCUUGGCCUCCCGCACGACGCGGUGGAGGACGUGGUGGCGUCGGGCAUGACGCUCUCGGGCGACGGCGCCGACGUCUCGGCCGGCUUUGUUAAGCUCGGUCUCUGGCGCAAGAUCCGUAAGGUCUCGGCCAAGCUCGUUGCUUCUGCCGAGAAGGCUGCUGUUGCGGCGCCGGUGGCAGCAGUGGCGGCCGACCCGCUCCGCCCGCCCGUGGCCACCAACGACGAGUCCGGCGCCGAGGUGGCGAGCUGGUGGAUGGCGACGUUUACGGAGAUGUUUGGCGACGAGCUCGAUACCAUGCGUCUGGAGCCCGGCUUUAAUGCCAACUCGGUCUCGGUCCUGGUCGACUCUAUCCAGAAGCAGCUCGGGGUGGUGUCUGCCCCUGGUGCUGCCCUGUAG